This is a messenger RNA of Aplysia californica (California sea hare), 1392 nucleotides long. RefSeq names its product univin-like. The transcript has 3 exons. The coding region runs from base 1 to 1392 and encodes 463 amino acids. NCBI's taxonomy places the organism in Eukaryota, Metazoa, Mollusca, Gastropoda, Aplysiida, Aplysiidae. The record is from RefSeq and is a predicted model, not a curated record. Gene Ontology annotation, biological process: BMP signaling pathway; SMAD protein signal transduction. Gene Ontology annotation, cellular component: extracellular region. Gene Ontology annotation, molecular function: cytokine activity; growth factor activity.
AUGACGCAAGCUCUGAUCCGCCAUAGGAGUACAUUGACCACGUCCUCCCACUUCCUCGUCCUCCUCCUCUCCUCCUUCCUCCCCUGUCUACUCCUCCUUCUAGCCCCAGUCUGUCAUGUGAGCCACGCCAAGGCGCUCCCGGCGCUCCCCCAGCCAAAGACGACAAACUGCAGCAGAAGCGGAAGUGUGCUCACCGAAACCGGAACUGAAAAAGACGCUGACGUCAGGUCUCAAGAACACGAAGCUGUCGUAGAGGAACUCAAGUCGAAGAUUUUGAGUAAACUCAGCUUUGCCCAAGGUCUCCCGUCCAACACAACAGUCAACAAAAUGUCCCAGAUGUCUACAAGAGAAGUGAGGGAGAAAAUCAAGGAGUUUAUGAAGAGAGUGAGGCGAGAGCAGGUAGAAAGAGGAGAGAUAGAGUCUGAAACCCACCCUGAUGACGAGGAGGAGGAAGAUAAUGUGAAAUCGACCCUCUAUUACAGUGCUGAGCCAUCAAACCAAGUCUUUGUUCAAAAAGUAGAUUCUGGUUCUGAGCCCCAACCACUCAGCAUAACCACCUUCCACACUAAGCUCAAACAUCCCGCCGAGCCGUACCACGAGCUAUUGAUCAAGUCUGCUAUCUUGCGCAUGCGUCUGCAGCACCAGAGGACAAGCCUGCAGCAAGGCGGGGUUAAUACUCUGAAGUCACCCCUCAAUGUGAGCAUGUACUGGCUCCAGCAUGAAGACAGCAGCAAUCACAACACUGAGCAUAGCAGCUCAAAGAAAAGACUGUUGAAAUCCUUCACUAUCCAUGGCACUAACGUGCAGACUUUGACAUUGGACGUGGAAUCGCUACUGUCUUCGAGCAUUGCAGACUUUGAAGACAGCCACCGACCAAUAAGAAUUGGGGUGACGGUUCAGGAAAUGGGCUCAUCUUCCAGUGAUGCUAAAGACAAACAUUCCAUAUCAGCUCAACAACAACAACAACCCUCGCAGCAACACCACACAGUGGACAUUGCGGCGUCGCUGGAAGUGACGUCUCGAACCCGCAACCUCAGGCGUCUGUCUCGUGGCCGUCGUGACACGGCCAGACGGGAGUGCUCCAACAGCUUGUGCUGUCGCCAUCAGGUCUACAUCUCCUUUUCCGACAUCGGCUGGGACGACUGGGUGGUGGCGCCUGAAGGCUACAACGCCUACUUCUGUAAAGGAGACUGUCCACUGCGAUAUAAGUCGUCUUCCACAUUCUCGCAGAUUAAAAGUUUGCUGCACGCCAAGAACCACAACCUCAUCCCGUCCCCCGUUUGUGCUGCCACAGGUUACAGUAGCCUACCUGUCCUCUACUACGACGAUUUUGGCGCAUUGCAGGACACAGACUAUGCCGAUAUGCUUGUGACUGGAUGCCGAUGUAAUUAG